Molecule: messenger RNA, 909 nt
Organism: Penicillium paradoxum
Lineage: Eukaryota; Fungi; Ascomycota; Eurotiomycetes; Eurotiales; Aspergillaceae
Product: class I SAM-dependent methyltransferase
Exons: 3
Coding region: 1-909 (302 amino acids)
Source: RefSeq, a predicted model, not a curated record
AUGUCGACUGAACCCCCACCACCGUUCAUUGGGCGAAUGCUCGCACUGUUGGAUCCUGCCCAGCUCAUGGUGUUGGCCAUGUCUCACUACGUCCGUGUCUGCGCCGAAGCCGUCUUCAAAAAGGGUCAGGUGUUUGCCCCAAUCACCCAGACCGGAAGACUCCGCGAUGAGGCAUUCGGUAGAUUUUGGACCGAGUUCACCGCACCACGCCAAAUGGCUUCAGGUCCAGACAACUCCGAGACCCCCGAGCUAGUCGGCUCCUCAGCCCUAAUCCCACCCCUCCUCCGCACAGCAUCGGGGAUUGUCCUCGACAUCGGUCCAGGGACAGGAACCCAGAUGCCCCUACUAACUUCACCCGCGAUUACCGCUUUGUACGGUGCAGAGCCAUGCAAGAGCCUUCACGAUGUGAUCCGCGCCAAAGCCACCGCAGAGGGCAUCUCAUCCAAGUACCAUAUCGUGCCAACCGGCGUGGCUGCCGCAGAGCUCCUCCCCGCGCUGCGGAAGACAGGCACCGGAGUCACGGAUAAGUAUGAUUCGGACCCCCGCGCUGGCAUUUUCGACACAAUCCUGUGUGUACGAGUACUUUGUUCGGUGCCGGAGAUGGAGCGCACUGUAGGCGAGCUUUAUGGGCUGCUGAAGCCCGGUGGCCGGCUACUGGUUACGGAGCAUGUUAUUAACCCGUGGCGACGAGCGAAGGGAUCGCUUGUCGGACGGUUUGCUCAGAUUGUUUACCACGCUCUGGGGUGGAGUUGGUUCGUUGGAGAUUGUUGUAUGAAUCGUGAUACUGAGGCGGCUUUGAGAGCUGCUGCUGAUGUUGAUGGUGGGUGGGAGAGUGUUGAGUUGGAUGUCUCGUUUGAGUGGUCGGCUUUGCCUUACAUCUCUGGAACUCUGGUUAAGAAGUCGGCUUGA